AUGGAGGUGUGGUUGGCGUCAUUGAAGGUGGAUGAUGUCGUUGAAGGUGUGGAUGCUGUCGUUGGAGGUGUGGAUGGCGUCGUUGGAGGUGUGGAUGGCGUCGUUGGAGGUUUGGAUGGCGUCGUUGGAGGUGUGUAUGGCGUCGUUGAAGGUGUGGAUGGCGUCGUUGGAGGUGUGGAUGGUGUCAUUGAAGGUGUGGAUGGCGUCGUUGAAGGUGUGGAUGGCGUCGUUGAAGGUGUGGAUGAUAUCGUUGAAGGUGUGGUUGGCGUCGUUGAAGGUGUGGAUGGCGUCGUUGAAGGUGUGGGUGUUGGCGUUAAAGGUGUGGAUGUUGUUGUUGAAGGUGUGGAUGGCGUCGUUGAAGGUGUGGAUGGCGUCGUUGGAGGUAAGUAUGGCGUCGUUGAAGGUGUGGAUGGCGUCGUUGGAGGUGUGGAUGGUGUCAUUGAAGGUGUUGAUGGCGUCGUUGAAGGUGUGGAUGGCGUCGUUGAAGGUGUGGAUGAUGUCGUUGAAGGUGUGGUUGGCGUCGUUGAAGGUGUGAAUGGCGUCGUUGAAGGUGUGGGUGUUGGCGUUAAAGGUGUGGAUGGUGUUGUUGAAGGUGUGGAUGGCGUCGUUGAAGGUGUGGAUGGCGUCGUUGGAGGUGUGUAUGGCGUCGUUGAAGGUGUUGAUGGCGUCGUUGGAGGUGUGGAUGGUGUCAUUGAAGGUGUGGAUGGCGUCGUUGGAGGUUUGGGUGUUAGCGUUAAAGGUGUGGAUGGUGUUGUUGAAGGUGUGGAUGGCGUCGUUGAAGGUAUGGAUGGCGUCGUUGGAGGUGUGUAUGUCGUCGUUGGAGGUGUGGAUGGCGUCGUUGAAUGUGUGGAUGAUGUCGUUGGAGGUGUGUAUGGCGUCGUUGGAGGUGUGGAUGGCGUCGUUGAAGGUGUGGAUGGCGUCGUUGAAUGUGUGGGUGUCGGCGUUAAAGGUCUGGAUGGUGUUGUUGAAGGUGUGGAUGGCGUCGUUGAAGGUGUGGAUUGCGUCGUUGGAGGUCUAUAUGGCGUCGUUGAAGGUGUGUAUGGCGUCGUUGGAGGUUUGGCUGGCGUCGUUGAAGGAGUGGUAGGUUUGAAUGUUGUCGUAGAAGGUGUGAUUGGCGUCGUUGGGGGUGUGGAUGGUGACACUGAAUGUGUGGAUGGCGUCGUUGAAGGUGUGGAUGGCGUCGUUGAAAGUAUGGAUGGUGUCGUUGGAGGUAUGGAUGCUGUCGUUGGAGGUGUGGAUGGUGUCGUUGGAGGUAUGGAUGCUGUCGUUGGGGGUGUGGAUGGUGUCGUUGAAGGUGUGGAUGCUGUCGUUGGAGUUGUGGAAGGCGUCGUUGAAGGUAUGGAUUGUGUCGUUGGAGGUGUGGAUGGCGUCGUUGAAGGUAUGGAUUGUGUCGUUGGAGGUGUGGAGGGCGUCGUUGAAGGUAUGGAUGGUGUCGUUUGA
This is a messenger RNA of Mya arenaria, 1440 nucleotides long. RefSeq names its product elastin-like. NCBI's taxonomy places the organism in Eukaryota, Metazoa, Mollusca, Bivalvia, Myida, Myidae. Bases 1 to 1440 code for a protein of 479 amino acids. The transcript is spliced from 3 exons. The record is from RefSeq and is a predicted model, not a curated record.